Molecule: messenger RNA, 1157 nt
Organism: Toxorhynchites rutilus septentrionalis
Lineage: Eukaryota; Metazoa; Arthropoda; Insecta; Diptera; Culicidae
Exons: 5
Coding region: 122-1075 (317 amino acids)
Biological process (GO): double-strand break repair via nonhomologous end joining
Cellular component (GO): DNA ligase IV complex
Molecular function (GO): DNA end binding
Source: RefSeq, a predicted model, not a curated record
CCAAAAACCACCACAGGGGUUUAUCCAAAACUCACAUCCCCGAUGGCAGAAUAAUCUUGCUGUUUUCGUGUAAAGUUAUUUUCGUUUCUCGCUCACUUUAAAAUAUUGUUUGAUUCCAAAAAUGCAAGAGAUUUUAAAGAUUAACGACAAACACUACAUGUUGGACGUUCGGAAAACACCCAUUGGCAACCCCGGCGAUUCCAAUCCUGUGGUGAAAUGCAGCAUGUUCGAUUUGGUACAUUUGUGGUGUGAAGUUAUUCCCGUGGAAAACUUGGUUGAUCGUGAAAAGAAAACGGAUUCCAUUAUAAAGUAUACAUCGCAAAUAGUUUAUGAAACGAUACUCGCUCGAAAAGCGGACGACUAUAGUUUACAGGACGGUGGAAAUGGGAAUGGCGAAGUACGCCUCAAGUUGAAGUAUUACGUUUCGGGCUACCCUGUCACUUUUACAAUGCAGCUUAAACUUGCCACAACAGAGGAGCUUUCCGAAUGCGUGAUUGUCCCGGUUUGGCGUGCUAUGCUGCUUUUUUACGAAGAAAAUUGUGCCCUUAAAGAGCUACUUGUUAAAAAAGACAUCGAAAUCGAGCAGUACAAGGUUGAGGGGGCUGUCUUGCGGAGAAGUCUCGUUGCGACACCGAGGUUCGAUGAACAAAGGUUUGCCGACAACUUCUCGUUGUAUGCUCCCGACGAAGGAAUGAAAGUACACGAGCUGAUUAGAAACAAAGACCGCCGAGGGAAUCUAAUGAAGCUGCUGAAAAUCAAGCAUAGGGAGCCUCCCGCCGAGACGAGUAGUCCAUCUAAAUUAUCCACCACAAGCAAGAGCAUUUCAUUUACUUCUUCCCCGACCAAAAAAAGUCCCGGUGGCCGAAUCAAGGGAAUAGAAGCAUUGUAUGCAAAACAGAGAAUUCCUAAGGUAACUGCAACGUCCUCUGUUGCAUUAAAAAGACUCCAGCCUGAUCUGAGUGAAGAGGAUUACAAAGAAACAAAACAACAGGACUGUGAUACAGCGAAUGAUAUUGCAAGGGAAAUGCAUGAUACAAAAGGUGCCACAAAAGUCAGAAAAAUUACAAAAUUGUGAAGAAAUAAAAAACAACAUUUAAAUAUUAUUUUACAUGAGAAUUCAAGUGAUGUGUAAAUAUUAUUAUAACGAUGAUAACAAU